Messenger RNA from Alternaria postmessia, 1356 nucleotides. RefSeq lists its product as uncharacterized. Bases 1 to 1356 code for a protein of 451 amino acids. The transcript has 3 exons. NCBI's taxonomy places the organism in Eukaryota, Fungi, Ascomycota, Dothideomycetes, Pleosporales, Pleosporaceae. The record is from RefSeq and is a predicted model, not a curated record.
AUGCGCUCUAUCGGUAACCCGAACGAGAUCCGAACGUUUGUCAAUUAUCAUUCUGCCGCACCUGGUCACCCUAGUUUCUCCACAACGAGUCCGCAUGUACUAGGAUCAAACGCGCCAAAUGAAGCCAAGUAUGUAUCGAUGGCGUCUGAGUCGCAGCUCGAUGGCUUGCCUCGCCCUUCCGCCGCUGAUCAAAGUGCUCAAAGGUCGUUUCAGGCUAACAACAUACCAUUCCCGGAAAUCUCAACUUCAUCAGACUUUCAGAUGUUCAGUCCCGACACGCCUGUCCCCAUGGUCUCUUCCCCACAUGUUCGGAAUCUGGAGGACUCUAAGCAAGCUCUCUCAACUAGCCUGUCUAGCCAGGCCAAAAUCGCAUCACCUCAGGUCCACUUUGGCCAUCCACGGCAGCCUAGUCGCUUACCAUCAACAUUCACGCAACCAUGGCCGCAUGGGCCACCGCCAUCUCAUCCGCCAUACACAUCAUCAUCUUUUGAUCAACCCAGCUUACCCAACGGCGCUGCCGUCACAGCUUACCUAGGCGAAGCAGUCUGGCGGCCCUCAAUGGGCAUGUACGGUGUACCUACCACCGAGGAAAAGAAAGGCUACUACGUUCGCAAGAUCUGUCUCAGUUUAGUCAAUCUCUACAACCUAUGGGACGACCCCAAAGAUGUCUUAACCUUCGCUGUCAAGUUCGCAGACACGGGUAUAUGGUCUGACGCAAAAGACAUCGAGACGAUAGCCCAUAUUGUUGUCAACAACGCUAUGCGUAUACACAAGUUUGGCGUCACUGGUGUAGCGUUUCGUCGAUCGCCGGAGUUUGAGAGCCUGAACGUGGAAGACAUGUAUUUCACGUUCCCACAGCGUAUCCAUUAUCUUGCACGUCUCCUCUAUCACUCGAAGGUCGCAGCCGACAACGUCAUGUCAGGUAGGGAUGUAGCCAAAUACGUUGCUUUGCCAAUCACCUCUCUUCGCCGCCUACCCUUUUUCGAAGAGGAGUGGUCGCGCAUGUCACAAGUCGAUCGGGCGGUACAAACAGAGAUUGUACCGUAUCCAGAUGGGUUGAAACAUCCUUCUCCAACUGAGCGAGAGCAACUAUCAGCGCAAGUAGCUACUCUGCCAUCGCUGGUAAAUGACUAUAUGGUGACGGACGGCCAUUUGGCUACCUUUCGUCAGAAGCAUCUUUCGCCGAAUGAGCUGGCUUAUGCAGCGUUGAGAUCAUUCCAGCAAUUGUCUCACAAACGCCCGAUGGACCGAGAUCAAGGAUCUGAAGUGGAACCGGCUGCUAAACGCUUUCGUACCAGCGGACAUAUUCCUUUCGACAGCAAGUUCGGGAAUUCAGGAGAUGAAGAGAACGAUUGA